This is a messenger RNA of Choloepus didactylus (southern two-toed sloth), 1476 nucleotides long. Its product is annotated as thiamine transporter 2-like. The record is from RefSeq and is a predicted model, not a curated record. Gene Ontology annotation, cellular component: plasma membrane. Gene Ontology annotation, biological process: vitamin transport; transmembrane transport. NCBI's taxonomy places the organism in Eukaryota, Metazoa, Chordata, Mammalia, Pilosa, Megalonychidae. Bases 1 to 1476 code for a protein of 491 amino acids. The transcript has 5 exons. Gene Ontology annotation, molecular function: thiamine transmembrane transporter activity.
AUGGAUUGUUUCCGGAGUUCACUGAGCCAUUCCUGGAUUUAUCCCACUGUGAUCCUCUGCUUAUUUGGGUUUUUCUCCACGAUGAAACCCUCAGCACCAUUCCUAGUUGCAUUUUUAUCUGGACCAGAUAAAAACCUGACGAGUGCACAGAUCACAAAUGAGAUCCUCCCCGUUUGGACGUACUCUUACCUGGUGCUGCUCUUCCCCGUGUUCGUCCUCACCGACUACGUCCGCUACAAGCCAGUUAUCAUCAUACAGGGCAUCAGCUUCAUCAUGACCCGGGUGUUGCUCUUGUUUGGCCAAGGCGUGAAGGCCAUGCAGGCUGUCGAGCUCUUCUAUGGGCUGGCCACAGCCACCGAGGUGGCCUACUAUGCCUACAUAUACAGCGUGGUCAGCCCGGAACACUACCAGAGAGUGAGCAGCUACUGUCGGAGCGUGACACUGGUGGCCUACACAGCGGGCUCCGUGCUGGCGCAGCUCUUGGUUUCCCUGGCCAACGUGUCGUACUUUGACCUCAACGUCAUAUCAUUGGCCUCAGUCAUCCUGGCCUUCCUUUGCUCGCUUUUUCUACCCAUGCCCAAGAAGAGCAUAUUCUUUCAUGCAAAACCCAGCAAAGAAGCACAGACCUCCCCAAGCACAGAGGCAGUGGUCAGUGGAUCUCAGGAGGCUGGUGCACCAGGCUGCACAGAGAAGAAACCCACGUCGGAAAUACUCACCGUUUCAGGGAGUCUGGAUGCUGGACAGUUGAGCAGCCCUCGUCCAAGCAAUGUGAUUGUGAGAGUGUUUGUGCAGUGGUUCCAAGACCUGAGGGAGUGCUACUCCUCAGAGCGCCUUUUUUACUGGUCCCUGUGGUGGGCUUUUUCCACAGCUGGGUUUAACCAGGUUUUUACCUAUGUUCAAGUCCUGUGGGAUUACAAGGCCAAAAAUUCUUCCAUUUAUAAUGGAGCAGUAGAAGCCAUUGCAACAUUUGGAGGGGCCGUGGCAGCCUUUGAAGUGGGUUAUAUGAAAAUCAACUGGGAUCUCCUGGGAGAGUUGGUUCUGGCCGUCUUCUCCGUGGUCAGUGCGGGAGCCUUACUGCUCAUGCAUUACACGGACAGCAUCUGGGCCUGCUAUGCCGGCUACUUGGUCUUCAAGUCAGGCUACAUGCUCCUCAUCACCAUCGCAGUAUUUCAGAUCGCAGUUAACCUGAGGCUGGAACGCUACGCCCUGGUAUUUGGAAUCAACACUUUCUUGGCCUUGGUGAUCCAGACCAUCCUAACUGUGAUUGUGGUGGAUCAGAGAGGGCUCCACCUGCCCAUCAGCAUUCAGUUUUUAGUUUACGGGAGCUAUUUUGUGGUCAUUGCUGGAGUUUUCCUGAUGAGAAGCAUAAGCAUCAUCUACUCAGCCAAGUGCCUAAGGAGCUCUGCUCCGAGUCAGAGUCCAGCUGAGCCACACCCAGAGGAACCAAGAGAUGUGAUCAUCAAGACCAGGCUCUAG